Messenger RNA from Saccharomyces mikatae IFO 1815, 1950 nucleotides. RefSeq names its product Kar9p (gene KAR9). The record is from RefSeq and is a predicted model, not a curated record. Gene Ontology annotation, biological process: mitotic spindle orientation checkpoint signaling; establishment of spindle localization; nuclear migration along microtubule. The coding region runs from base 1 to 1950 and encodes 649 amino acids. Gene Ontology annotation, cellular component: mating projection tip; cell cortex; spindle pole body. Lineage: Eukaryota; Fungi; Ascomycota; Saccharomycetes; Saccharomycetales; Saccharomycetaceae. The transcript has a single exon.
AUGGAUUUCGGCGGUGCUGCCAUGAAUAAUGAUGGAACCAAAACUGUGACCAUUGGGUGUGACUUACAAGAAAGUUUUUGCGAACGCUUGGAAAGAAUUCACGAUACGUUAUAUUUAAUCAAGGAUUGCAACUCAUUGGAUGAGGAAACUACUAGUAUAUCAGAAGCAUUGCUAAUUCAGUUUUAUGAUGAUUUGGAGAACGCUGCUUUGGCGAUUCCAGAUUUGGUUAACGAGAAACGAUUGGGAAAAGAGGAUAUUUUAUCGUUUUUAAAUUGGUUAUUAUUGAAAAAAAACCUACUUUACCAGUUUAUUAAUGAUGUUCAUGAUAUUGAGAAAGGUUUUGCACACUUAUUGGAUUUGUUGGAGGAUGAAUUUUCUAAAGACGACCAAAAUAGAAGUAAAUACAAUCAAUUUAGUCCAAUGUUCGAUGUCAUAGAAGAAUGUACACAAAUAAAAAGCCAGUUGGAGCCAUGGAUGACAAAUUUGAAAGAGUUAUUAGAUACUUCGUUGGAGUAUAAUGAAAUCUCAAAGGAUCAUAUGGAUACUUUACACAAGAUUAUUAAUACGAAUAUAUCACACUGUCUCGAAAUUCAAGAAGAAAGAUUUGCAUCUCCAAUACGGCAUACUCCAUCGUUUACCUUGGAACAACUAGUUAAGCUAUUAGGAACGCACACAGAGACCACUGAGCCAAAAAUACCGAAGUUCUCUGCGGCAGAAGAUAUCUUAUCGAGAAAGUUCUUGAAUCUAAAAAAAAAAAUCCCACCAAUCGAGAAAAGCUUAACUGAUAUUUUACCUCAAAGGAUUGUACAAUUUGGGCAUCGGAAUAUAACCAAGAUUACUAUUCUGCAAACCAUUCUUCAAAAAAAAUACGAGCUGAUAAUGAAAGAUUAUAGAUUUAUGAACUCAGAAUUUAGAGAAUUGAAAAUUGAAUUAAUUGACAAACGUUGGAAUAUACUUUUUAUCAAUUUAAACCAUGAGCUCUUGUACAUUCUUGAUGAAAUAGAAAGACUGCAGUCAAAGUUACUGACAACAAAGUACACAAAAGAGAUUACCAUAAGGUUCGAGAACCAAUUGGAAAAGAAAUCUAAAACUGUUUCUAAAACAUUCAAUAUUAUUUAUAGAGCAUUGGAAUUCUCACUUUUAGACGCUGGCGUCGCAUCAAAGACGAAUGAACUAGCUCAAAGAUGGUUGAGCAUCAAGCCUACGGCAGAUAAAAUAUUGAUCAAACCCUCCUCUUCGAAUAAAAUAGGCACGAAAAAAAUAAAAACUCCAAAACCAAGAUCGCUAGGUUUUGAUCGACCGAAUGGUGUUAUUGGAAAUAUAAGCUAUAACUUUCAGGAGAAAGUUACCAUUGAUGACAUUGAUAAUAAUAAUCCUUCAAGUACAACAGUGGUUCCGAAAGGCAGAAAACUCGGUAAAGCGUUACUGCAGAAGAUGAAUAUUAGGCCUGCAACAAGCCCGGACUCACCAAAUACAAUCAACCCCUUUUUUGAUCCUGAAUCUCCAAACAAAGGUAAAUUGGUACUAAGCAGUGUUCCUCCUUUGCCUUAUGACGGGCCUGACGAAAGCAAUAUUCGUAUUUAUCGUAAUGAUGAUACCAACUCUACAAGCUCCCUCAUUGCACCUCGAUAUAGAACGGAAGUACUGAAUACAGAAACACCCUUGAUGGCAAGGAACAAAACGGUGCUUGAUAUUGAAAAGGAUAAAUGUAAGUAUUACCGAUCCUUGCCUUCAAAAAUUCCAAUAUACAAGGAUAAGCCGAUGAAAGUCUCUGUAGAAAACACACCGGUAGCAAAGGUUUUUCGGACUCCUCCAACAAAAAUCACAUCCUCUAGGAAUCAAGUCUGGGUUCCUUCUACAAGAAGAAGAACCCAACUGAGGCCGCCUACCCCAUUAUCACAACUACUUUCACCAGAGAAAGGACGCUCGGAUAGAACUCCAGCUUGUUAG